AAACAUCCCAAAACCAAACCCUAACCCUAGUUCUAUAGCUUAUAAAACGGUCCUUAAACCCUGAGGACCUUCCGGCUGUGUUGCGCUCAUUUCCAUUCUCUCGGAUUCACAAGCCCUCAUAGAAAAAGUAAAAUGAAGGUGAUAGCUGCGUAUUUGCUGGCUGUUUUGGGAGGGAACAUCAGCCCUUCAGCUGAGAAUUUGAAAGACAUCCUUGGAUCCGUUGGAGCUGAAGUUGAUGAUGAUAAGAUUGAGCUGCUCCUGUCUGAGGUGAAGGGUAAAGACAUUACUGAGCUUAUUGCAUCUGGAAGAGAGAAAUUGGCAUCUGUCCCUUCUGGUGGUGGUGGUGCUGUUGCAGUUGCAGCAACAGGUGGUGGCGGCGGUGCUGCUGCUGCUUCUGCUGCAGCAGAGCCAAAGAAAGAGGAAAAGGUGGAAGAGAAAGAGGAAUCAGACGAUGAUAUGGGCUUCAGUCUGUUUGAUUGAGAAAUUAGGAUAUCAUGUUAUGUUUCAAGAUUACUCCAAUUCAGGGCUUGGUAGAAAUCACAAGUUCAUGUUUCUGCAGGCUGUUUUUUUUUUUUUUUUUUAAUGUUUGGUUCUCUUUUAAGAUGGGAAGUUAUGCAGAAAUCUUACAGAUUAACUUAGUAUUGUUCUUUCGAAUAUUGCACGUUGUUUUCUGGUCCUUGAGAUAUUGAUAUGAUCUACUAAUUCCCAGUGGUAUUUGGAGUUAGCUGUUCAUCUCCUGAGAGAUUUACAUUUUCUAUUCUCAGUUGACCAA
This is a messenger RNA of Juglans regia (Persian walnut), 772 nucleotides long. Its product is annotated as 60S acidic ribosomal protein P2-like. Gene Ontology annotation, biological process: cytoplasmic translational elongation. Gene Ontology annotation, molecular function: structural constituent of ribosome. Gene Ontology annotation, cellular component: cytosolic large ribosomal subunit; ribosome. The coding region runs from base 133 to 480 and encodes 115 amino acids. NCBI's taxonomy places the organism in Eukaryota, Viridiplantae, Streptophyta, Magnoliopsida, Fagales, Juglandaceae. The record is from RefSeq and is a predicted model, not a curated record. The transcript is spliced from 4 exons.